Messenger RNA from Agrilus planipennis (emerald ash borer), 5196 nucleotides. RefSeq lists its product as uncharacterized. NCBI's taxonomy places the organism in Eukaryota, Metazoa, Arthropoda, Insecta, Coleoptera, Buprestidae. Gene Ontology annotation, molecular function: dipeptidyl-peptidase activity; serine-type exopeptidase activity; protein binding. The transcript has 21 exons. Bases 350 to 5164 code for a protein of 1604 amino acids. Gene Ontology annotation, biological process: proteolysis. The record is from RefSeq and is a predicted model, not a curated record.
AAUGAACUUUAUAGUUUAAAUUAAAAAAUUUUAAAGUGCCGCUUACUUUUUUAUAUGUAAUAUACGCAUGCGUGAGAAUAUAACCGCAACGCAACAAAUAUGGCGUUUACUGAUAACCUGAGUGAUAAAACGAAAAGAAUGCAAAUAUGUGUUGUUUUGUAAAAUGUGUAAUGUUUUUAUGUGUUUACCAACGAAAAAUGUAACUUCAGAAGUGUUAAAAAUGUUCGUUUGUUUUGUUUUGUGAAUAUUCAAGUGUAUUUUGUACCUAUUCAACAAAAUUUGUUAAUCUUAAAGUACUUGUUUGUUUAUUUUAUUUUGAAUUUAAUCAGUUUUUAUAAAAUUAUCUAAAAUGAGUCGUUGUCUUGAAGCACCUCCUAAUUCGGGGAGCAUAAACGAUAACUUUUCAGCUACGAUUCCAACAACUUGGUCUUCACAAUCAACCACAACAAAUACUUCAAAUACGCUGUUACUUAUUGCAGUAGAAUAUGUUAAAGACAACGAAUAUAAAUUUCACACUACUGACACUGCUUUUGCUGGUCACACAAUUGAUUCAUCACCUAUAUUUGAACAACAAGUUAGUCCAUUGGAUCCAAACAUGAGCUCUGCAGCUCAGUAUAGUCCUGAAAGUCCUUCUUAUCCAGAUGAGUCAAAUUCUCUUUCAAAUUCUACAGUGGUUGAGCAAUUGAUUUCAAGAAGUCAACAACCAGUUGAAAAUAGAUGUGGAGUUAACAGCUUUGUAUGUUCAGAUGGGCAAAAUCCUGGAUCUGUUCUUGCAGACAGUGGUCAUCUUUUAAAGGAUGUUACCACAGACCAGCUACUGUUAAAUCAAAAUGGAGUUGCAGGUGCAAUUGGUGAUGAUGGUUUGGCUUUAGUUUCAGAUCCUGAGCAGGAGGUAGAAUUGCUAAUAACAGACCAAGCAACAGGGAUUUCUUAUAGUGUCAGUGCUCAAGAAUAUUUGGUGGAAAGAUCUUUGGCAGAUGAUCAACAACUUUUAGAUGUUUUGGCUCCAGAUCCAUUGUUAGAUACAGAUUUUUUGGCUUUGGAUGAGUCAACGUUAAAAUGUGAAUUGAAAGAUAUUGAUGUUUCUAGUGGAAAUAUUUUGGGCACUGAAGAUGGCGUUUUGGAUGGAUCUGAUGUUAAUUUAGGAUUAGGAGAUACUGAUAAUUUAGAGGCAACUCUUGUGACAAAAUUGGAUAGUACUAAUGAGAAGGAUGUCUUGUUAAGAAGAUCACAGAGGCAAAACGAAACUAAUUCAAUUGAAAAUGAGGAAUCACUUUUAUCGAGGGUUCACACAAUUAGUGAUAAACCUGUUCCCACUCGUGCAAGAGCUUCAUUACCUGCCUCCUACCUUGUUAUCAAUAAAAAAGCAAAUGAUGAAUAUGGUGUGUUUGCAAGGAAAGUUAUACCAAAGAGAACUCAGUUUGGCCCUUUAGAGGGAAAACUUAAGCCUACAGAAAAAGUUAAAAAAGAAGAUAGUCUAUGUUUGCUAUUGGAAAUGGAAGAAGGAAAAAUUAUGCAGUUGGAUGUCUCAGAUGAGAAUAUUGCAAAUUGGAUGUGUUUUGUUCGUAAAGCCAAUAAUUCUAAUGAACAGAAUUUAGUUGUUAGCCAGCAAGGGUCUUCAUUAUAUUAUACAACUACUAAGUGUAUUUUUCCUAAACAGGAACUUUUGGUUGGCUAUAGUCGUUCUUAUGCUACAAAACAUGGUUUUCCAACGUUACAAUCGUCUCUAGAAGACGCAAAAGAAUGGCCUUGUUUUGAAUGUGGUGAAAGUUUUCGAACUUGGAAUGAAUUAAACAUUCAUGAUGAGGUUCAUGAUAUAAAUUUAAGGCAACCAAAGAAGCCUCACAAGCCAAAAGUAAAGGUUAAAAGAACCCAGCGGCCUCGAAUUCUGGAAUGCAAAGCUUGUAGAGCUACGUUUCCAAAUUUCAAAUUUAAUAUUUUCCUCACUCACCUUAGACAACACGGCAUCGACGAGAGGGAAAGUACAGAAGACAAAAAAAUUAAAGUAUCAGUCUGUGAUAUUUGUGAGCUUCUGUUUCCUAGCACCGACGUUUUAGCAAUCCAUCAACUGGAUCAUAAAAAGGACUUUGCAACAGAACUAGUGCCCUUAGAGUGUCCUUAUUGUUUUGAAAAUUUUUCACAAUUGAGCCAGCUUAUUUCUCAUGUUAACACACACACAGUUGGUAUGAUUGUACAACAGGCACAGAUGAAGGGUUAUAGGUGUCCAAUAUGUUACAAAAUUUUUGCAUCUAGAGAAAGGAUUCAGCGUCAUAUGUUAGUUCAUGGAUCGGAAGAAUCAAAACCCUUGAAAUGCGAUACUUGCGGUAAACGUUUCCUUAACAAUUCAGCUCUUGCUUGUCACGUCAAAACUCACGGUGAUGGCAGGUGCAUGUUCGAAUGUCCCAUUUGUAAGGAACAAUUUCGACACGUACUACAACUCAAGUUACACGUCCCUAAACACAAAGAGGAUGGUAAAUAUCCUUGUCCACAUUGUGACAAAAUUUUCAAGGAGUAUUGCAUUAUUCGUAAACAUAUUCGCGCUUUUCAUUGCGAACGCAAACACGGUUGUCCUCAUUGUUCAAAACUUUUUCCAACCUUGGACAAAUUAAAGAUGCACCUUCUGAGGCACUCAGAUCACAGAGAAUUUUUAUGUGCCGACUGUGGAAAGCAGUUUAAGAGAAAGGACAAAUUAAAUGAACAUACAAGGCGAAUGCAUACAGAGGAAAGGGAAAAUGCAGUCCCUAGACUUCCAAAAAUGGUGCAUCAGUCGAAAAAAUUUACUCCCAAGGUGCAGCCCACUGACUAUCAUCGAUUUAUUUAUAAAUGUCACUCUUGUCUUGUUGGAUUCAAACGAAGGGGCAUGUUAGUUAAUCAUCUUGCAAAACGACAUCCGGAUAUAAGCCCCGAUUCAGUUCCAGAAUUGAACUUACCAAUCUUAAGAACUACUCGCGAUUAUUACUGUCAGUAUUGCGAUAAGGUUUACAAGAGUAGUUCAAAGCGUAAAGCACAUAUUUUGAAAAAUCACCCCGGUCAGGAAUUACCACUUAGUAAUAGAAAGGUUGGCAAUUUUCCCGAAAUCCCCGGGCUUCCCAAUCCAACAUUUUCACAAACUGUCGGCAGUGUAACAACAAGACCUCAGGCGUGCCAGUGGUGCCACAAGCAAUAUGCAAGUAAGGCUAAAUUGCUUCAGCAUCAGCGAAAGAAACACCCUGAAUGUGUAGUGGAUGGGAGCAAUAAUGGGGUGGAAAGAAAUGGCAAUAAUGGAGAUAAAUUAACUAGUACUCAUCGAGGAACCGGAGUUGUUCAAAGGGAUGAAGUUUUAGGAAUCGUAAUUGAUGAUAGAGCUUGUUUUAAAAGAGACUUGGAAGCAACAAAUGAUGACCUUUUUACUGAGGUUGUGACAUUAGGAGGUGAUAAAGGUGACAAUCAGUUUUACCAUGUUAUCACUGUACCAAACACGAAUACUUCUGCAAACAUGAACAACAACAAUAAUAACAAUAAUAACGACCCUAACAACUAUUACUCUAGGAUUUACAGGUCGCUAGCCUCAACAGAAAGUAGACUAGUAAUAAGUGUAAAGUUGUUUCUAACAAAAAUGUGGGGACUUUUCGGAACACUAUUCCUACUGGUUACAGGGAUGUUUUCAGUUGAGGGCGAAAUAUUAUCUAUCCGCCAUGGAAUUCCACCGGCCAGGGAACCUGAAAUAAGAACAUCACCCGAAUGGGGUACAAUUACUCAAAGAGUUGAUCAUUUCAACCCAGCAGACAACAGAACCUGGGAAAUGAGAUACAUACAAAAUAACGCCUUUUUUGAAGAAGGUGGCCCCAUAUUCGUGUUCAUAGGCGGUGAAUGGGCUAUUUCAACAGGCUGGGUUAGGUCGGGCAUUUUCUUUAACUUAGCGCAAUUACAUAAUGCCACUUUAUUUUAUACAGAGCACAGAUUUUAUGGUAACAGUUUUCCAAUGGACGACUUAACGACCGAUAGUUUGAAAUACUUAUCUGCUGAUCAAGCUCUAGCAGACCUCAUGUAUUUCAUUGAAUAUCAAAAGCAAAACACACCAGGACUUCAAAAUAGCACAGUGGUAGUUGCUGGUUCAUCAUAUGCAGGAACGUUGGCAACAUGGGCAAGAAUAAAAUAUCCUCAUAUAGUAGACAUUGCUUAUUCUUCCAGUGGUCCUUUACAUGCUAAAGCUGAUUUCACAGAAUAUUUUGAAGUUGUGGAAGAAACUCUACGUCUUGCCUCCCCGACUUGUCCAGCGCUAAUCAGAAGAGCUAUGAGCGAAAUAGUGGAACUGUUAGAAACUCCAGAGGGUUCUGCCAAUGUAUCAGAAUUGUUUCGUACUUGUGCGUUUGUAAAUGGUUCAGUAGAACCAGACAGGUCUUAUUUUCUUAGUACCGUUGCUUCACCUUUUGCUACUGCAGUUCAAUAUGCUGUUCCUGGCGAUUUGAAUGCAGUGUGUGCGUACCUUGAGGCUGAAGAAGGAUCUGAUAUAGAAAAAUUAGCUGCUUAUGUAGCACCAACGUCGGGAUGUACGGCAUCUUAUGAUUACUUUGUAGAAUAUUAUUCCGCAACACAAAUAGGAUCGGGAGUUACGCGUCAGUGGUUAUAUCAAACAUGUACUGAAUAUGGCUGGUAUCAAACACAAGCAUUUGGCGACACGUUUACGGUAGAUCUGUAUUAUCAAAUUUGUAACGACAUUUACGGGGAAGUAUUUGGCUCAUCCACACUCAGUACCGGAAUUCAGCGAACAAAUUUAUUUUAUGGUAGCAUAGAGCCGGAAGUAACAAGACUUAUCACAUGCCAUGGUACAGGGGAUCCGUGGCACAAAAUGGGAUUACUUAAUGAUUUAAGUGAGAAUGUAGUUACAAUUGUUGUUAAUGGCACUUCGCAUUCUGCCGAUUUGUACUCGAUUAGAGCUUCUGAUUCCGAAGAGAUGGUUCAGGCAAAAAACAGGAUUAUGGACACAAUAAGUGCCUGGAUAUAUGAAAUAGAAGGAGACGGCGAAUCAACAACAGAAAUUCCAAUAACGAUUACGACAAUUCCCCCAACGACACCAAUUACUGGGGAUGAUGAUAAUAACAACGAUACGGAUAAUUUCGCCAUAUCAAAUCAUCCAACGAUGAUCAGCUUUCUUGGUGUAUUAUUUAUAGUACUUACUAUGUAAUUUGAAGAAAUAAAAUAUUUUUUGUUGCUAUA